Molecule: messenger RNA, 390 nt
Organism: Striga asiatica
Lineage: Eukaryota; Viridiplantae; Streptophyta; Magnoliopsida; Lamiales; Orobanchaceae
Source: the annotation of a GenBank genome assembly
GUUGAUUAUGUGUUUGACAUUGGUAGUAGCACAUGGAAAACAUUACACAGUGAAGAACAACUUAAGAAUAAUCUUUCUAUCUUGUUGAAGUGGUCUCCAUUCACCACAGAAGCCGAACUUCUGAAGCAUUGUGAUGACAUAGGCCCCCAUGGUACCAAGAUAAUUGUUUACAAUUUAUGGCAAAACGAUGAAGGAAAAAUGGAAAUUGAUUUUGAGUCAGAUAAGGAGGAUAUUCGUUUAUCUGCUAAAGGUAACAUUACUGCAAGAGGUGCUCCUCGGAAUGACCCAAAUGAAAAUCAUCUUGCUAACCGUCUUCACUAUUCACUACGUACGCAAGCAUCCAUCCGAAACCGAUUAAGGCAUUGGAAAUCCAUAUUGGAAUGUGAGAAC